AUCAUCCAGAAUAUCUCCCUCAUCAUUACAGCAAUGAAGUCGUUUUUUCUGCUCCUUGGACUACUCCUGACCUGUGGCCAGUUUGAAGUUCAAUCAGCGGAUCUCUGUCCCACCGUCUGCCCGACAAUCUACAAUCCAGUCUGCGGAGAGACCCGAAUAAAUGGUCGACUGGUGCGCUGCCAGUUCAGCAAUAGCUGCGUCAUGGGAGUCAGCGGUUGUGUCAAUCGUCUGAACUGGUGUGCCACGGACUUGAGAAAUUGCAGAGUGAAUCCAGAUAUUUGCAAAAGAUUGGGAGGAACAGGCCCAACUGUGACGUGAGUUUGCUCUGCAAAUAUUGUCGUCUUGGCAGAAUAAAAGUUGGUUUUUUUUGUUUGUGCCAAAAUACAACUGAUGUCAGCAAAUUUUUGACGUCUUCUCGGUGUAGGGUACUCGUAUACGCAAAACUUAAAAC
Drosophila pseudoobscura is the source of this 451-nucleotide messenger RNA. Its product is annotated as vasotab. Gene Ontology annotation, molecular function: protein binding. Lineage: Eukaryota; Metazoa; Arthropoda; Insecta; Diptera; Drosophilidae. The record is from RefSeq and is a predicted model, not a curated record. The coding region runs from base 34 to 318 and encodes 94 amino acids. The transcript has 2 exons.